GGUAGUAUAUACUACUGUGAGGGAGGGGCGAGCGUAGUCAGUGUGGCACCAGCUACCACAGUGAGAGUAACGUUAUGGAGAACACCUUCCCUGUGCUCCAUGGUCUGGCUGACCUGCGUCUGGAGACGCAUCCCAUCCCACCUCUCAAACCAAAUGAUGUGUUGAUCCGCAUGUCCCAGGUGGGGCUGUGUGGGUCAGACCUCUCCUUUGUAUACAAGGGAUAUCUGGGGGACUGUGUGAUGGAGCCACCCGUAGGUGUUGGUCAUGAGUGUUCUGGAGUAGUCACCAAAUGUGGCCCCGCCGUCAAGAACUUCAAACCAGGUGACCGGGUUACCAUAGAACCAGGUGGUCCUUGUCGCACCUGUGACUUGUGCAUUCUUGGCAAGUAUAACGUGUGUGACCAGGCCAGCUUCCACUCGUCCGUGGCGCUCUACCCGGGCUGCCUCGCUCGGUACUACGUUCAGGAUGCUGACCUCUGCUUCAAACUUCCUGACAACGUGAGUGACGAGGAGGGCGCCAUCAUUGAACCUCUGGCUGUUGCUGUCCAUGCAUGUCGCAGGGCUAGUGUUGAGCUGGGUUCAUCUGUACUCAUAUGUGGUGCUGGUCCCAUUGGUCUCCUCUGCCUCUUGACUGCUAAGGCUAUGGGCGCCACCAACAUCCUAGUUACUGAUAUCAAAGAGAAUCGUCUUAAGACUGCUAAGAAUAUCGGUGCUCAUCACACACUGCUGGUGGAUGACAGUGACCCCAAGAUUCUAGCUAAGAAGGUCAAAGAUGUAAUGGGUUGCAUGCCACCCAUAACACUGGAGUGCAGUGGCACACAGUCUGCUAUUACCACCGGUAUCUAUGCGACCAGGUCUAGUGGAGUGAUAAUGUUAGUAGGUGUUGGAUCACCUCAAGUAACAUUGCCACUUGUUCACGCUGGUAUGAGGGAAAUAGACAUCAGAGGUGUAUAUCGUUACAUCCAUUGCUACCCAGCUGCCAUUGCCAUGAUUGCUAAUGGACUGAUUGAUGUCAAGCCUCUCAUUACUCAUCGCUUCAAGUUUGAAGAGUUCCAGAAAGCCUUUGAUAUGUUCCAUACUGGUGAAGACGGAGCCAUCAAGUGCAUGAUCUCCUGUGACUAACUUCACAAUAACAACUUCUGAAUGAAUCCUUUGGAAAUUUAUAUAAAACUUGAAUGUUAUUGUAUAAUCAACAGGCAGCAGUAGAGAGAGUAGAAAUUUAGUAUGUAAUUCUUAUUGAGUGAUCUUGACUACUAAAUUAAGUGAAAAAACAUUAAAAAAAGUUAUACCUACAGUUGUAAUGCAUUAAAAUUAAUUAAUACACAUCUAAGUUAUAACUGCACUACUCCAUUUAAUAAAACAGUCUUCAAUUACAAAGAUAAUAAAAAAUGGUUUUA
Messenger RNA from Cherax quadricarinatus, 1396 nucleotides. Its product is annotated as sorbitol dehydrogenase. Lineage: Eukaryota; Metazoa; Arthropoda; Malacostraca; Decapoda; Parastacidae. Gene Ontology annotation, biological process: D-sorbitol catabolic process. The record is from RefSeq and is a predicted model, not a curated record. Gene Ontology annotation, molecular function: zinc ion binding; L-iditol 2-dehydrogenase (NAD+) activity.